Pecten maximus is the source of this 6056-nucleotide messenger RNA. Its product is annotated as calpain-15-like. Gene Ontology annotation, biological process: proteolysis. The coding region runs from base 214 to 3450 and encodes 1078 amino acids. Gene Ontology annotation, cellular component: cytoplasm. The transcript has 13 exons. The record is from RefSeq and is a predicted model, not a curated record. Gene Ontology annotation, molecular function: calcium-dependent cysteine-type endopeptidase activity. NCBI's taxonomy places the organism in Eukaryota, Metazoa, Mollusca, Bivalvia, Pectinida, Pectinidae.
UUCGCUGAGGGGUUAAAUGUAGGCGUAUAUUGUCUAUUUCUCCGGUAUAGUUAGACAAUGUACGUAUCACACGUUUAGAUAAACAAACUGUGUUUCUGUUUCCCGAUAACAUGUAUGUGUGUACGUCAGGUAGGUGUAAGUACACACAUGUGUAGGCACCCGCUCAUACUUAUACAGGUAUGAACACGUCUCCGGUAUUCUAGAUCUAGUGCCAUGGCGAAGAACAUAUCUGCUGGGAUACAGAGUCGAAUUCAGUUCUUCAGCGACCCAGGCUGGACGUGUAAGAGAUGUGGCGAAGGAAAUAACUUUGAGGAGCGGUUCUGCAAGAAGUGUGGUCGCAGAAAUGUGGCCCACGAGAGACUUCAGAAAAGCAUCAAACGGGCGAGUUUGGAUCGUACAACAUGGCACUGUGCCUCAUGUACAUUCAUUAAUCAAGGAAUUCACCAAUUCUGUGAGAUUUGUAACACGGCGCGAAGUGGCCUGACCAACAAGGGCACACCUAGACCUGCUCAGGAAGAUGGUAUGUUUGAUGACAAUGCGAAAUGUAACACUAUCGGACCGGGUAUGAUGGACAAUAUAACUGACAAUGAGGAGGUCAAACUAAGAGGUAAACAUCGUGGUAAAGACGAAGAUGACAGAAAGUCACGUUUAAGUAGAUUUUUCGCUUUUAUCACUGGUUCUUCAGAGAAAAUGCCGGAGGCUGAAAGUCGCCAUGAGAAGGGGGAAAAGAAAAAAUCAAAAGGCGGUGUAAUACGAAACAGUAAACUGUUUCAGUUCUUUGUCGGUGAUAGCAGCAAGUCUUCUGAUGAAGUGAAGACAGACGAAGGAACAAGACAAAGUACUUUUUACCUGGAUGACAUAACGGAGGAAUUCGAAAAUGAAAGCGAUAAACAACACGCAGAUGUAUCACAAAGGACUUAUAUAAGUGAAUGGAAACAAACAAAGUUUGAGGCAAGACAGCCGGACAAAAGAUCGAAAGAAAAGGAACUCGGAACCAUUGAUCUAGUAGUCAAAACGCCUUACAAACAUAUAGCGGAAAAGGAACAAAUCGGUUUAGAUUUUGAUAAAAAACGACUCGACAGAAUCGAUGGAAGACAGAAAGCAGGAGUUGUGAAAGACGAGAAACCUCGUAAUAUUUCGCCAUCACCAAAGCGAAAAGAAGGGACCGGUAUUGAGGGAAUAAAACGGAUGUUCGAAAAUAAGUUAGAAGACAGGCAGCCCUCACCUAAAACAAGAACUGCUGUAAAUGAAAAGGAUAAAGGGAAGGCAAAUGCAGGAAAAAAGGAUGAAAAAAUCAAGGAAAAAAAUGAGAAGAAGAAAGAAAAGGCCGAUAGAAAAACAGACGAAAAGUCCUUGUUCUCAAUGCAAAAAGACAAAGAAGCGAGUAAACUGAAUGACAAUAAACCAGAAGCGGAUAGAAAGAAGAAAAGAUGGCCAUGUAAGUCGUGUACGUACUUGAAUGACGAUUUGGCACAGCGAUGUCGGAUGUGUGAUACACAACGACCGAAGAUAGAAGCAAACAGGCCCUCAAAAUUGAUGAAAAGACGCAUGCUAAAAAGUGGACGCAGUUUAAAAAUAGCUGAUUUACAAAAACAAGAAGAAAAGGAGGCACACAAAAAAUGGGUCAACAUCACAUACUUUUGUAGAGAGAAUGGAACAAUGUUUGUAGAUGAACAAUUCCCUCCGAAUGUUAACUCAUUGUACUCCAGACCACGUGUCGCCAGCGUCAAUCCAACAUGGCUGCGGUGCCAUGACUUGCGAACAGAGGAAAGCAAAGAGGAUAACGAAGACUGGGUUGUAUAUCGGUCAAAUCCAUUGGCUGAUGAUAUAGGCCAAGGUCGCCUUGGUAACUGCUGGUUUUUGAGUGCUCUAGCUGUACUGGCAGAGAGAAAGGAACUGUUAGAGAAGAUCAUUCUGACGCGACAGUUCUGUAAGGAGAGGGCCUACCAUGUCCGACUGUGUAAGGACGGGAGGUGGAAAAUCGUACUAAUAGAUGACUUCUUCCCAUGUGAUCAGUACAACCGACUACUGUACUCCAAGUCCAAGCGGAAACAGCUAUGGGUGCCCCUGAUUGAGAAAGCCGCCGCUAAGCUGCAUGGUUGUUACCAGGCACUAGAGUCCGGACGGGCUAUUGAAGCGUUAGCUCUACUAACAGGCGAACCAUGUGAACGGAUACAACUCCAAGAACAGGAAGAUGACGAUGUGGAGAUAGACGAGAAGAAAAUUUGGACAAAGCUCGUCAAGGCUCGCCAGUCUAAGUUUUUAAUGGGGACAUCUUGUGGGACACGGAAUAUGAAACCUAGCGAACUACAACACUACGACACUAUGGGACUGAUACCUAACCACGCCUACUCACUGUUAGACAUUCAGGAUGUAGCAGGAAAUCGGUUGGUAAAAAUUCGGAAUCCUUGGGGUACAGUUUCUUGGAAAGGCAGCUGGUCUGACAACUCCUCUAAAUGGUCACAAGUCAGUGAGUGGUCAAAGAAAGACAUACAACUGGAGGGAAAUGACAAGGGGAUAUUCUGGAUGUGCCUUCCAGACUUUAUGCGAUAUUUUGAUAGUGUCGAGGUGUGCAAAGCUCGACCUAAAUGGAACGAGCUACGCAUCAAAGGAUCGUUCCCUCCUCAUGCAGAUCAGCCUUGGAAAUUUAUCACUCUGAACAUUCACAACAAGACAAAAAUGGACCUCUGUUUAUUUCAAAGGACUGUUCGCGGCGAAGGACUAGCGAAGGAGCCAUUUGUCGAUAUGAUGAUCGUCGUCAUGGCGAAUACUAAAUCGAAAGACAAAGUGCUGUCGAAAGUUAUAUGUAACAGCCGUCGUGCAGCCAAACCGUUUACUGGAUGUGAGGUGGAACUUGAACCGGGAACAUACACUGUGGCGUGCCUAGCGUUCAAACACUGGCAAACAGGUGUACCAAUGUCUUCCUCCCUACGCAUGGCUACGAUUGAGGCUCUCAACAAGGACUUUGUUCUGACCAUACACAGCUCUGGGACAAUCCAGUCAGAAGAAUUCGACACUAGCAGUCCCACGUGCAAAUUUAAUCUGGCUGAUGUCAUCAUUCUUUUAGCUGUUGAUAAGGGAACUAAACAAGAGCUAUCUCCUGGGCUGAAUUUGUAUGCACUGUGGUGGUAUGGUGCUGUUUUUGUUGUGGAGAACACUACAAGUGACCAGUACGGACAGGUCAAGUGUGACACGUCCAGCAGCUCCUAUCUGAUCUCUACACGCGGUAGCUUCGUCACCAUGGACUGUGUUCCACCUAAACACAGACAGGUGGUACAGGUAUUGACUCCUCUGGAGCCGGUUACUGGUUGGUCAACUAACCGGUCAAUGCAGUAUCUGUUAUCCCCAACCUCUGGACUGUACCGGGAAUGGCGGGCUCCAGACGGAGUGUUACACAUACCUGAUAUAACAACCGACGUCGCUGCUCUACACAGUCCACAGCAGUUCUGAGAGAAGGCUCGUGAACAUUCAUAAUAAAAUCAAACCAGAAACUUAAAUAAUCACAGAUCCGGAUUUAACAUAAAAACACGGAAUUUAUAUUAUCACUAAAGUAUUAAUUCUUACCGCAUGUGAGUUUAUACCAUGUUUCUUUAAAAUUAGUAAAGAAAAUGUGUAACAACUCUAACCAUAUUUCAAACAUAAAUAACAGUAAACAUGAAAUAUGGUGAAGAAAAUAUGAGACCAAUGAAAUAUCUAGCACAAUGAAGGCCAAGUAACUGACGAAUUUGUUUAUGAUUCAAAAUGCAAAAUUUCAGAAGCAUACAUGUAUCACUUCCUAGUAUUACCUUUCUAACUAUAUUGAUUAUGAUUAUUUUGAACUUUUGUACAUGAUCUUAUAUAGAUACUCUUUAUUCUGGUAUUGUUGAGUGUCUAACGGAAUCUCAGCUAAAUGACUUAUUGUUUAAAUCAAAUAUUGUGUUAGAUGUGUACCAGCAUAGACAUUUAUAGUUUGAUAUUGAUUAAUAAUGAUAAUAAAAUAGCCUAGUAUAUGUCUUCAAAAAUAAAGCCAAGGUACGGGAAAGUCAUGUAGCAGAAAUAUGUAUACAAGUGCUGUAUAUUAAGUUUUCUCUUGUCUAUAUCUUUUCGAUUAAUUAAUCAACGAACAUCAUAUCGAUAUUUCCGUAGAAUAAACAUACACAACUAUCAAUCAGCAAAGCUGUCAAAUCUUAUUCGGUGUGGUUCGAGCUGUUACGGAACUAUUCCGUCAUCCACUGUUCGAAACGUACAACUUACGAACAGCCAUCACCACAUAUUGACAGAAGGCGUACCGGGUAGAUAUCAAAUAAGGUUCUAUAUAACUAUAAAGAUGAACUCAUUUAAAUUUUCGUGAUGUUAUAUUUAGAUAAAAUUAUUGUCAUCUAAAUCAGAAUAAUUUAACUUAUGUGAAAUCAAAAGCCUGGUAAAGUUCUGGAGUGUGAAAUCUCCAGCUAGGAAAUGUUAUAUGUCAACAUCCGAUGAAGUCAAGGCAUGGCUAUGCGUAAGUCGAGUGUUUCGAACUUUAUUUCUAUAAUUCAAUAUAAAACUAUAAAUGUCUGUGUUAUGAGUAACAUGUGGUUUAAGCUAAAUAAGUCCAAGUCAAACGUACAUCAGCUAGUCGCCAGUCUCUACAAUUAGACCUAACCUUAUAUAUAUAUAUAUAUAUAUAUAUUAUAUGACGUUUUUCUUUUUAAUCAAAUUCUCCUUUUUCGUUCUGUUUUCAUUCCAUUUUGCUUUAUUAGCUAAACUUCUGACAAUUCUGUACAGCGACAGGCUAUCCUGGAUUCACUAUAUGCCUGACAUCAUUGGCGAUAUUUCAUUAUCCAUGCAUACCUGAUUAAAUUGCUUUGCAACGCAAUAAGUAUUGAUUUUGCGUUAAUUGGAUUAGAAUUAGACUUCAAAGUACUGUGUAUGAAAAAUGCAUGUUUGUUUUUUAAUUCGUCUUCUGGCUUAUUUUUAACUUUGCAUAAUGCAAUACCCAACACAUCUUGAAUUGCUUUUUGACCUCGAGGUUGGGUACAUAUAUAUACAGAAAGGGACAGCAUUUCGUCACGACUGCGAUUCGUGUACUAAAAGCCGUACAAUGUUCACAGACAUUUCCUUAUUCAACUAUUUAUGAUAACAAAUGUGCUAUUUCUAUACGGUUUUCUGAUUUCGUUUCUCAUUCAUAAUUCGUGACAUUUCGUGUUGUAUUCGUAAACACUAUUCCUGUGAAGUGUCAUUUCAGUUAUCAACAAAAGGAGGUCUUCAAGCUGCAGAUCUUAAAGUCCAAUACCAUACCAACUACAGAGUUCAUUUGAGAAAUUAAAAUAUGUACUGAAAUUUGAAAACUGAAUUAUUCAUUUGAUUGGUUUAGGAUUUGACUAUUAUGUGUCACAUGAGGACUAAUUACCAAUACUGUUAAUAAGCUAUGCCUUUUUCUAUUAAGAAAUAAAUAGAAGAGGAAAACUAAUUAAUUUUGCCAACAGAAGAAAUGAAAAAUGAGAAAAGCGACACUUGUAAUAGGUACAGUACAUUUAUUAUGCAUACAAUAGUAUAAUGGGAUAGUUCUUAGGUUCAUAUCAAUAUAUCGGCACUCACAUUGAUACCUAUAACAAUCAUUUCCUUUUCUAAUAAUAACACUUGAAUUUUCUAAACUAUAUAAAUUGUUACCACAAAAUAGCGUUUUCUGGAUAUAUCUUCAUUCCUUCAUCACAAGACAAAAUCUCAUAAACCAGCGAUUCCAAAACGUAAAUGAAUAACAUAAUUUCAGAUUUAGGACAAUAUUUUUCUCAUUUUCUUAAUGAAUUUGCAUGCCUUAAGCUGUAAAUACAAUGCAAUCAAGAAAUAUUGAAUGUUCUAUUUCAAACAAAGAAAAGAUAAAGAAUAUAAAUAAGAAGUGAAAUUCAGUAUUGGUAUAAACAAUUGCUGGUUCGAUGUCUACAAUGUAUCUUUUCAUUACAAGCGGUAUUAUUUAUGCUAGAUGUAAUAUGACGAUUACUAAGGGUGUGUGUAUAGUUGGUUUGUGAGAGAAAUAAAAUGACAUUGUGUAUGUUGUUAAUGUUUUUAUUUUGAAAUAUAGAUAAAUAUCUGUUAUGACA